UGGUGAAAUAUAUUUGCUUUCGGUUCAAAAAUAAUAAUAAUAAUAAUAAUAAUAAAGAGGCGAGAUUCUCUCUCUAGCCAUGGGAAAGAGAGGGCGACCGCCAAAACCUAUCGGAAAAGACACCGGAGAUGCGAUUGCUACACCGUCGAUUGAAGAGAAGGCAACAAAAAAGGAAGACCCUGAGGUUUCGAACAAGAAAUCACCUACUGGAUGUGCUACACCCAUCCAACCACAACCAGAUCUGGAGAUCGAGGAGUUGAUCGCGACAAAGGAAGAGGCUGAGGAUAAGUCUGAAGAAAAAAAAAGCUACGCUGAUGUUGUUGGUAUGCAGGAUGACCUGAAUUUUGCCCUGAAGUUUAUCCCGAUUGAAGAAAAUGAAGGCCUGCGUAUAGUCAAACUAACAACAGAGGAUGUGAUUGAACCGG
Cuscuta campestris is the source of this 425-nucleotide messenger RNA. Lineage: Eukaryota; Viridiplantae; Streptophyta; Magnoliopsida; Solanales; Convolvulaceae. The record is from the annotation of a GenBank genome assembly.